AUGUGGAAGGCUUUUAAAAUUGGAGCUGGUAAGCUAAUUGCAUGGAAUGAAAUCAUAUUUUGUUCUCAAGAAGCUACCUGCCACAGCGAAGAAAAACUGUUUCUCCCAAUCUCAGCGCAAGAGAUGGAUAAGACGACUAUGCACUAUGGAAGAGUCGAUGAUGUCAGUGGCAUCUUCAAAUAUCCCCAUCCCCCGUGCUCAAAAGAAUUUCUUGGAAACUCUUCGAAGUGUGACUGCAAAUCACAGCCCAGUGAAGACGGUAUGGAGUGGCGUGUAUGACCAGUUACGAAUCGAUUGCCUUCAGCGCCUCCAGAGGAUUUCACUGGAUUCUAAAAGAAAGUCAUGCCUCCAGUUCAAAUUGAAACCACAACGGAACAGGGAGAAAGGAAGAUCCCGCACAAGUAGCUAACGAUAUGCUCAAUGCUCGCAACACCGAUGACACACGAAUGUUUAGUAAAAUGAAAUGGCUUUCAAAGCUUCAAAUCCAGGGAUUUUUUUCGCGAGUCUCUGCGAAGAGAAAGCAAUCCGAUGGUAAGGAAACCUCCAGCCAUGGCGACGAGCCUGACGAUAAUGAAGAGCUAGCUGAAGAGUAUGCCUCGCUAACAGAUGAAGAAAUGCUCGAGAAAGCCAGUGUAGCCAUACAGUCUGAAAUUGGUGUCAAGAGUCUAGUGAUAUAUGAUGUCUACAACCUUUGCGAAAUGGCAUUUGAAAACAGACUUUCAUUUUUCAAGGUUAAGAUGCUCAGGGAAAUGUGCAAGCAUUUUGAAAUCCCAUCUAACUCA
This is a messenger RNA of Pocillopora meandrina, 782 nucleotides long. Lineage: Eukaryota; Metazoa; Cnidaria; Anthozoa; Scleractinia; Pocilloporidae. The record is from the annotation of a GenBank genome assembly.